Molecule: messenger RNA, 774 nt
Organism: Anneissia japonica
Lineage: Eukaryota; Metazoa; Echinodermata; Crinoidea; Comatulida; Comatulidae
Exons: 5
Source: RefSeq, a predicted model, not a curated record
ACCGCUCCAGUAAUGAUACAGUAUUGGCGUAAGUUCGUUGAAGAAGGAAUUCUUGCGGAACAACUAGUUCGUCAUUUGUGGAGAAAUGAGCUUACUGCCAGUCCUGAUGAGAAUGACGUCAUCUUUGUAGACUUCAUUGAAAUUAUGAAGACAUUUGGACUUCUCUUUGAAAAGGGAUCUCAGAAAGGCAGUAGAAUGUUCAUCGUUCCUUCUAGGAUGAGCCUUAAAACAGGCAACUUGAAUGUUGGGAAAGACGACGAGCAGACAGUAUCGGUUUAUGUGACCCCCAAAGACUUUCUCCCUGACGCUGUGUACAACCUCUUGGUAGUUAAAUUCCUAGAUCUCAGUCAGGACAAAGCGUGUAGUGGAAACCCAGAAUUGUUUCAGAAUCAGGCUGAAAUAGAUUUUGACGAUAUGCAUUACUUGAGACUCGGAUUUGUGUGCAUUAACAACAAACGGUCACUGAAGUUGGAAAUAAAACGGAGAACAGAGAUAGAUGAAGAAGGUAAAAGAAAUCCAGCAUCAAAGCCAACACCUAUCGCCUGCAUGGAGAUCUUACAUGUUCUUAAGCGUCAUCUUUAUGACUUCUAUCCUUCUGAAGAUGGCGUCAGUUCAACCUUAAGCAUUCUGUGUCCAGUUUGCUCAGUAAUUGGUUUGAUCCAGGGAAAUGCAUCUGGUGGCCAUCUAGAGGUGCCAAUAUCACAAAAAAUAGUAGAUCCUUUACCUGUGAAAGUAACACCCCCUCCCCCAUUGCCCCCCUCAUUCCGCCACUAA